Molecule: messenger RNA, 2392 nt
Organism: Bombus huntii
Lineage: Eukaryota; Metazoa; Arthropoda; Insecta; Hymenoptera; Apidae
Product: protein mesh-like
Exons: 5
Coding region: 586-1938 (450 amino acids)
Biological process (GO): cell-matrix adhesion
Source: RefSeq, a predicted model, not a curated record
AAUUUUAUAUCAACGCGAUAAAUUACAUGGUAUUUGAGAAAUAUAUUUUAUAAUUCUGUUAUCUCAUUUUGUAGAGAAUCCAAUUAGCAAGCAAUUUUCUCUUCUUUAUUUUUACGUUAUUUUUCACGUAGUACCUACGCGUGCUAUUAUACCCAUUUUUUAUUGUAAACGCAUUUACGUUACGAAACUAAUAGUAGCAUGAUUUUUUGCCACACUUUAAAAGUGAGUGCCCUGAAACACAUUUAUUUCACAAAUAACACAUCGUUCCAAAAAUACAAUAAACAUUGUGUAUAAUAACUUUGUGAUUUUUAAUUAAGACUAUGGAAUUAAAUAACAACACUACGCAAAAAAGAAAAAAACAAGAAAAAAGACAUUCCGAGUCGGCAAAUAAUAAAGAAACUACCGACUUCGUUCGUUUCAAUCGUUCGAGUUUCAACCUUACCUUAUCCACUUGUAGCAAGAAGAUAAACGCGCUUUAUCACAAUAUUACUGAUAUCAGUUCCGUUAUUACUAGUCGCUACCUGAGUUCAGGUUCAGUCUCUUUUAGUAAAUUAAACAAAUCGGUGCAAUCUACUUCUGCUAAAAAUGCGAAACGAGUUUUGUAUCGGUGUUUUUGCUUUUCCAAAGUCGAUCGUUUUCUGCUGUCUCUUCCUUUUACUGAGCAGUCAGAUAUCAGCGCAAACUGAGAAUGAAUCGUUCGAGAAUGCGUUCGGUCUGGAUGAGAUCCAAUCUAUGGAUAAUAAAAAAUCGAACGCCGAAAGUAAUAAGUAUACCGGACAGAUAUCUCCGAUAAGAAAGCAAAGUUUAUCCGGACAAGUGGAUGUGAACGAAGAUGAAGGUAAUCACGAUGACAAGGACGAAACGAAGAAAGGGGUAGAAGAAGUUUCGUUCAAUGCCGUUAACAAUUCUGACCAAAAAAAUAAACCUGAGAAUGAAAUCACACUUUCCGAUGGCUUCUCCGAAAAAAUAGCCGGAAGAAGAAAUAGAAAGUAUGCGAGAUACGAUUUAUCGGAAGCAGACAGAUACGCGCCUCAUUCGGAUGGUUCAGUUCUAAAUUAUGUUUUAACGGAGACUAGAUUGAAAGAAAUUCGAUCAAAAUUCAUGUAUUGGUACGUCGACAAGGGUGGUAACAAUGACGAUGGCGAUUAUCAAAGGGAAAUCCAAGCUUCGAUGCCACAAGUACACAAGAAUUUCAAUUUUCAAUUACCAUUCUUCGGGCUCAGAUUCAAUUACACCAGAGUAUCAGUGAAUGGUUACUUAGAAUUUACCGAUCCUCCGAUGCAUUAUACUUACCCUCUGGUGUUUCCGGUCAGAAAUUGGCCAAAGGAGAACGAUCCUAGUUUUAUAGGAAUAUUUUUCAGUAAAUGUCGCAUAGGAAAAAUUCCACCAACAGACAUAGACCAGAGGAGACCUGGCGUAUACUUUAGAGUGGAAGAAGAUUUGCAAAACAGAGCAGAUCAAUUUGGCGUGGAAAUGCGCGAACGUCUCAAAUGGGAUAUUCGCGAAGGAAUGAUUGGAGCCGAAGCCUUCGACCCUAAACACGCAGUCGUAGUAACAUGGAAAAAUGUGUCGUUCGUCGGUGGUAUCGAUAAUUCCCUCUACAAAACGAAUACGUUCCAAAUGGUCUUGGCCACAGACGAAGUGAACACUUACGUGAUAUUUAAUUAUCUGAAUAUUCAAUGGACCAGCCACACGGAAGCUGGCGGUGAUACUGUGAAUGGAGAAGGCGGAAUCUCGGCAUUCGUGGGUUUCAAUGCCGGAAAUGGCACAGGAAGCUACGAAUACGAACCCUACUCACAAACGUGGAUGAUCCGCGAUUUAACCAGAAGAGGAUGUGUGAAUGGUUUUCCAGGACGUCAUAUGUUUAAGAUAGAUGACAACAUAAUGCCUUCGGCAUUCGGUUCGAGGCCACAAAGGUCCUGCAACUUAGGCUAUUAAGUUAAACGAAUUACUAAGUUGGUUGCUAACUGGUAAUGCAAGUAACACCUUGUAUAACAUUUAUCUAAAUAAACAUUGCUCCUAAAAUUAAUAAAUAUCCACUGAGUUAUGAAACGGAGUGUACGUAGGUAUCUACCUUUUGCAAAAAUUACCUUUUUGAAAAUGGAACUUCUGUAACUAACUUCGCGAAACUGAACCUUCGCGUGGAGGGUUCGUUCGAUAAUUCAUAAAAUGCAAGUAACUUAUGAAAAAACAACUCCGAUUAUUCUUUCGACAUUCAGCAUGAUCACAGAUUAGAAACAUCGAAAGAAUUCCCAGUAAGCAAAUAAAAUAGCAUACAUCUACCAAAUAAAAGAAAAAGAAAGAUAUGGGUUAGGCGGUAAAAAAAAGAAAAGAAAGAACAAGCGAGCUCGAAGAAGAAGAAGAAGGAGAAGAAGAAAGGCAAGCAACAGUA